Molecule: messenger RNA, 6566 nt
Organism: Mercenaria mercenaria
Lineage: Eukaryota; Metazoa; Mollusca; Bivalvia; Venerida; Veneridae
Product: protein crumbs homolog 1-like
Exons: 24
Coding region: 126-6419 (2097 amino acids)
Biological process (GO): heterophilic cell-cell adhesion; establishment or maintenance of epithelial cell apical/basal polarity
Cellular component (GO): protein-containing complex; plasma membrane
Molecular function (GO): calcium ion binding
Source: RefSeq, a predicted model, not a curated record
GGAUGAUUUCAGGUUGUAUGUUUUAGGAUAAACAAUAUUGUUAGCUGAUUAUAUAGAUUGACUUUAAGCCAGGUUAAACACUGAUAGCAUUCAAGUAUACAGAUGGUUAACAAUGUUGGUGUUUCAUGAUGUAUGUUGGUAGGACAUGUCUGCUGUAUUUUACCAUCAUAUCUCUAGAAUUGUCAUGUAUGUAUGCUGCGGAGGGUAGUUGUGAGGUGGAUCCUUGCCAGAAUUUUGCUACCUGUAUCCAUGACAACAACACAUUUACCUGUGUCUGUCCUCCUCAAUAUACAGGUCAGUUCUGUGAAGUGUUAAAAGAUGCAUGUGAUCCUAACCCCUGUAACAAUGGUGGUACCUGUGUUGAGGAGGCUGAUGGGUUUCAGUGCCUCUGUACUGAGCAUGCCCUGGGACCGAGGUGUGAAGCUGUGAGGAGAUACUGCCUUAAUGACAAUCCAUGCAAGAACAAUGCUGUCUGUGAAGAUAUACAUAAUGGUGGAUAUGAAUGUUAUUGUAGUCCAGGUUACUAUGGGAACUAUUGUGAGAAGGAGAUAGAUGAAUGUAGGUCCUCCCCUUGCAUGGAUACUGCAACUUGCCAAGAUGAAGUGAAUGGAUACAUCUGUCGUUGUCCACUUGGUAAAUCAGGUAUACACUGUGAGGUAGAUGUCACUGAUGGCUGUGUCUCCGAGCCUUGUAUGAAUGGCGGUACUUGUGUAGACAUAGGAGAUAAUGGACAGUACAGCUGUACAUGUGUUCCUGGCUUUGAAGGUGUCAACUGUCAAACAAACAUUGAUGACUGUGCAAUGAUCCAGUGUGGACCAAAUCAGAUAUGUAAAGAUCUUGUCAGUGGAUAUAGAUGUGAGUGUACAGCAGGUAGGACUGGAGAAUCUUGUGAAGUUGUUACUGAUGCAUGUGUUAGUAACCCAUGCCAGAAUUCUGGGACAUGUAUGCAUGACACAGAUAGAUACUUAUGUAAUUGUCCUCAGGGUUAUGCAGGUAUAAAUUGUGAGAUACAGAUAGACCUCUGUUAUCCCAAUCCCUGUCAUCACCAGGCUACCUGUGUAACAAACCAUUCACUGGUCACAGGGUACGUUUGUAACUGUAGUGAGUAUUUCCUCGGUGAGAGGUGUGAAGGCAAGGUUACUAGCUGUCAGUCACUGCCCUGUCAACAUGGAGGAAGUUGUAUAGAGAACAUCAAUACACCCGGAUAUACAUGCCAGUGUACCAGUGGAUAUACUGGUUCCCAGUGUGAGACUAGUGUAGAUAGUUGCCUGUUUACUGGCUGUAACAAUGGCGGAACAUGCACAUCUUCUGCCACAGGUCAUGAGUGUACAUGUUUACCUGGUUGGACAGGUAAGGAGUGUAAUACAGAUAUUGACGAGUGUAACAUAUCACCCUGUUACAAUGGUGGUGUAUGUAUCAAUAUACAAGGCUCCUAUAUCUGUAUGUGUGGUAACUACUGGACUGGGAUGAACUGUGAGCAUGAUGUGACAGAAUGUAGCACAAUGUCAUGUUUGAACAAUGGAACCUGUGUAGAGGUAGACGGUGGACAAUCAUACUGUCAGUGCAGUGAAGGAACAACAGGUGUGUAUUGUGAGACAGUACUUGAUGGCUGUGAAGCAGACCUUUGUCACAAUGGUGCACUUUGUGUUUAUUACGAAGGAAAUUACACAUGUCAGUGUCAACCAGGAUUUCAAGGAACGUUUUGUGAAGAAAACAUCAAUGACUGUGAACCAGAUCCAUGUAUAAAUGGAGGUACCUGUCAAGAUGGAAAUAAUGACUAUACAUGUCACUGUACGGAGGGAUAUAUAGGGAAAAACUGCAGUGAAGAUAUUGAGGAAUGUAGAAGCUCCCCCUGCCUAAAUGCUGGUACAUGUAGUGAACCAACUGUUGGUGUGUACCAUUGUGACUGUAUACCAGGUGUCUAUGGCAACCAUUGUGAGAUUGUUACCAUAGCAACAUUUAAUGGUUCAUCUUCAGUCAAGCUUGCACCACUGUCCAGUUUCUUGAUUAACACUACAGAAAGUAUAUCUGAAGAAGACAAGCAAAGUGAACUGUCUGCUUUGACGGAAGUUACUAUUUCAUUCUGGUUUUCUACAAGCGUAUACCAUGGGACUAUUCUUUCAGUUGCUGAUGUAACAGAAUGUGUUCACUUUUUAGUGCAGUUAGACAGUGAUAUAUUGAAGGUUUCAGUGGACAUGUAUGGGGAGACAGUUACAGGCAGUAUAAAACUGUUACCUCAUAGUAUAUCACGUCAUGUCCUGGUUUCUAUUACAACAUCAUACAUGAACAUUUCCCUUAACCAAUGUCAUGAGGGAGAAGUUUGUGAACUUACUGUGAAAUAUGAAAAAGAUGGUGCCAGGAUUAUUUUGAGUGGACCACUUGUAAUUGGAGGAGUAGAUGAUGUGACUCCAUAUCUUAGGAGUAAACUGCUUACACUGUCACCAUUCAUUGGAUGCAUUGGAAAUGUAACAGUCAGUGGUGAGCUAGUGAACUUUGCAAACACACAAAGUGAACAGUUAUCACUGGUUGCUGGAUGUCGCUCUCACGAUUUGUGUCAUGACGAUGUGUGUCAGAAUGGAGGAACAUGCAGGGAUUUGUGGUCCACUAGUUAUUGUGAAUGCCCACAAGGAUAUAUAGGGUCUUUGUGUGAGUUUCAACAAACAGCACAGUUUCAGGCAGUAUCUUUCUUGCAUUUCACCAAAGACUUUACAGAAGUGACAAGUUUAUCUCUGUGGUUGACAAGUAAUUCAGCCUCUGGAGUGAUUUUAUACACACUUGAUCAGGAUAUGUUGUGUCUGUAUAUAGAUGAUGGUCAGUUAGUUGUACAUUUGGUUGUUAAUGGUGAUGACUUUACCAGUAACAUAGGCAGUUUACAGAAUGGUGAAUGGUAUCAUCUGACUAUCCAAUUUCACAAUGGAUUUUACACGCUAACAUUGUCCAACGGACAGAGAAUUGUUGAGAGUAUAACUGGUCAAGUUGGUUAUUCCCUAAAUGUACAUACACCAUUGUUUAUGGGACAAUUUCAUGACCAUCCAGCUCUGGACAUGUGGAGAAAUAAGCUCAGAUUUAACCAGUUUACCAGUUUUUCUGGAUGUGUGAAGAACCUAACCAUUAAUGACAAACUAGUUGAUUUUCAAACUGCCUCACCAUCAGUAUUUGGUAAUGAUCCUGUGUCUGCUAUGCCUGGUUGUACAAGAGAUCUGGCUUGCUCCUUGUCUCCAUGUCGACACAGUGGUACUUGUAUCCCCAGCUGGAAUAACUACACCUGUCAGUGUACAUCUAGCUACACCGGAGAUCAUUGUGAGUUAGCAGAGGCAGUGACAUUCAACGGAGAUAGCAGUUACAUAGACAUGAAACUGAACACAAGUCUCACACCAUUUGGGGACACUGGUUUCUUUGAAUUUCGGACAAGAGAUGAAACUGCCACCUUGAUGUAUAUCCAAUUCUUUAGUGAGCAUGUGAACACCAGUUUGGAGUUUGGCCUGUAUAAAUCAUGUGUUUAUGUGAGCCUGUCUGCAGAUAACAUAUCAAGACUGAGCUGUAAUGACAGUGUAUCAGACGGAGAAUGGCAUGCUCUAACUUGGGUGAGAAACAGAGAGAAAAUCACAGUGAAUCUAGACUCUACUUCAUUGUCAACAUCAUUGUACUUCGAUCCCUUUAUAUUUGAGCCAAUCAUCAGAAUGUUUGUAGGAGGAAAACCUUACAAUUUUGAUAAUCCAGGUUUCAUGAUUGGUUUGACCAAAGGGUGUGUGAGAAAUGUCUCCUUUAAUGGUAACAACCUGAAUAUUCUUGAAGAUUUUGAUGCAGAACUUGGAGUUGAUGUUAUAAAGAAGGACAUUUUACCUACAUGUGUUGGUGACAAUAUGUGUAGAGAAGGUGCUUGUCCGGAAAAUUCCGACUGUGAAGAUAUAUGGAAUGAUAAGGUCUGUACCUGUCAUGACGGUUGGCAUGGUAACAUUUGUAAUGUUAGCAUAGAUGAUUGCGUCUCUAAUUUAUGUAGCAAUGGAGAAUGUGUAGAUGAUCACAGAAAUUAUACUUGUUUGUGUAACAAUGGUUACACAGGCAUGUUAUGUGAUGUUUUAUAUAAUCCAUGUGACUCGCAGCCAUGUUUUCAGAAUGGUACAGCUAACUGUACAUUGAAAUUUCCAAGCGAGUUUGAAUGUUUGUGUAAUCCUGGAUGGUCAGGGCUGUUAUGUUCCGAAGAUAUAAAUGAAUGUGAAAGUAAUCCAUGUGUAAACAAUGGCAUAUGCACAGACUUGGAAAAUGACUUUGAAUGUGUAUGCAAGACCGACAGUUUCGGGAAAAGAUGUGAAAACAUUCGCAUUUGCUCUUCUGCUCCGUGUUUCAAUGGUGGUACAUGCGCGCCAAAUGAGAACAAUACUGAUUUUUCAUGUAACUGUCUCCUAGGUUACUUGGGAAAGCAGUGCCAGAUUCAUGAUUUUUGUCAGCGAAACAUGUGUCAGAACAAUGGAUCUUGUGUGAGUAGCUCUAGUGGCUACACAUGUAGUUGUUUACAAGAGAAUUAUGGUGUAUAUUGUCAGUUUAAUGAUUACUGUGCCAGUGAGCCAUGUUUGAAUGAUGGCAUCUGUCACAAUGAUGUCACAUCUUUCCGCUGUACCUGUACCAAUCUGUUCUCAGGAGAUACUUGCGAAACUCCAGUCAAUAGAUGUGAGAAUAAUGUAUGUAGAAAUGGUGGUAGCUGUUUUUUUAAUGCCUCAGAUCUCACCUCAGACUAUAUAUGCAGUUGUGUUGAGGGGUUUACUGGUGUACAUUGUGAAACGGACAUAGAUGAGUGUCAGUCUAACCCAUGUCAGAAUGGAGCAGUCUGUGUUGAAAGUAACCAGCAACCUUGGAAGUUUUUCCCAGGAUUCCACUGCAGCUGUGUACAAGGUUACAGUGGACCGUAUUGUCAGUAUGAUGUAAAUGAAUGUGAAAGUAUGCCUUGUGCGAAUAAUGGAACAUGUAAAGAUCUUGUAAAUAGAUUUGAAUGUGAAUGUAUGGAAGGGUUUACAGGAAAAUUGUGUGAGCUAGAUAAGCGAGGGUGUUCUUCAGCACCAUGUCACAAUAAUGGAGUAUGUGAACCAUAUGAGGACAGUUACACAUGUGUAUGUACUGCUGGCUAUACAGGACCAUACUGUCAAAUAGAUAUAGAUAACUGUGUACACAAUACCUGUAUGAAUGAUGCUGUUUGUAUAGAUGGUGUAAAUUCAUACACUUGUCAGUGUCAGCCUGGAUAUAGUGGAAAACUUUGUGAACAUGUACAUGAUGCUUGCUUCAGUCAGCCGUGUAUGAACAAUGGUAGAUGUAUAUUUAGGGGACUCUGUAAUUGUUCAGAUAUUGUUCAGACAUGUGGCUGGUACAAUGAAAGCUGUCAGGUAGACACGUGUUCUGACACACCAGAAUGCUCCAGCUAUACCACAGCUUACCUCUGUGACUGUGCUGGGAGUGGGUAUGAGGGGGAAACAUGUGAUACAGAUGUGAAUGAAUGUUUGCACGAUGUAUCGUGUGAACACGGUGGUAUCUGUACCAACACAGCUGGGAGCUACACAUGUGAUUGUAAACAUACAGGAUACAUUGGCAGCAGAUGUGAAGAAGACAUUGAUGAAUGCAGUGGUCCCAAUCCAUGCUAUAAUGGUGGUCAGUGCAAGAAUCUGUUUGGCUCAUUUAAAUGUCUGUGUGGAGCUGGUUGGACAGGUGACACUUGUGGUGAACUGAUUGACAGCUGUCACAUAAACCCAUGUGACAAUGGUGGCACUUGCAUCAACACCAGAUCAGGAUACAUCUGUGAUUGUGCUAACUCAGGAUUCCAGGGAGAUAACUGUGAUAUUAAUGUAAAUGAUUGUGUUGGAAAUCCAUGUUUAAACAAUGGCCGCUGUAUUGACGGAGUUAAUUUAUUUACAUGUGACUGUAUGGGUACUGGUUACCAUGGUAAUUUCUGUGAGAUAGAAACAGAUCACUGUGCAUCAUUACCUUGCAAGAACAAUGGUUCAUGUACAGAUACAGGCUUGAGCUAUCAGUGUGAGUGUACAACAGGGUAUACUGGAGUCAACUGCAGUGAGGACAUCAAUGAAUGUAAUACAGAACAACAUAGAUGUACUGCUGAUUCUAUUUGUCUAAACAAUGUUGGAUCCUAUACGUGUGCAUGCUUGGAGGGAUUCACUGGUGAGUUUUGUAAAGUUUCCAUGCAAGAGAACAUCGAGAGUAGUUCAAACACUGGGGGAGUUGUUGCUGCAUCUGUCAUCAUCAUCAUUAUUAUCAUCAUUGUUUUACUGAUCUAUGCAGUUUGGUAUAUACGAAAAUUACGACGUAUGAAGGGUCGUUAUAAACCAUCACAAAUCGAGGCAGCUAACCCACCAGCAGUGUCAGUAAUACCCCUUGAAAAAAUAAUUGAUCCAACAACAGGGGAAAGGUUAAUAUGAGAAUAAAACAAGCUCUUGAUUUCACACAGACAUGAUAUGUAUUUUCAUUGUUCCAUAAUUCAUGUGAUAACUGCUAUAAAUUUUGUACAAAUUUUUAUGGUUUCAAUAUUUGAAAAUAUUUUUAUAAUAAAAUCAGUUAGUCAAUGA